AUGUCCAAGAGAAGCACGACUUUAGAGCAGCUUGCUUUCCAAGCAGGCCAGAUCCCAUCUGACACCAACGGCGACGACCAAGAUCGGACAGAAUCGCAAAAACCAUCCAGCAAGAUGACGCGGACUUCCAUGGCCAACGUUGUGCUUCUGGCGUGUGUCUCCUGGAUCCUCAGUGCGAUUUCUGCGCCCAAGCUCGUGGCGUACGAAGAGAACGGCAACAAGUACGAAUGCAGAUGUUCUCCAGCUGACAGCUGCUGGCCCAAGGCCGAUGCUUGGAAUACGCUUAACAAUACUGUGGGAGGAAGCCUUCUACAGCACAUCCCGCCUGCUGCAGUUUGCUACAACCAAUAUCGUGGUAUCGCGACCUACGAUGCAGCAAAGUGCGCUGAAGCAACUGCAAAGUGGACCGACGAGAGCUGGCAGAUUUCUCAGCCUGCGUCGCAGUUGUGGACAUGGGGAAGCAACAACACCUGCGAACUGACCACAGAUCCCACAGAGACAUGUUCUCUCGGCAACUACCCCGAGUUUGUCAUCAUCGCAAAAACGAGAGAUCAGGUCAAGGCCGGCGUGGACUUUGCAAAGUCGAACAAUCUGCGACUAGUAAUCCGCAACACGGGCCACGACUUUGAGGGACGAAGUGCCGGUGCGGGAUCCUUGGCCAUCAACACGCACAACUUGAAGGAUAUCUCCUUUGUUGAUUCAUACAAGGGCCCCGGAGACUAUACGGGGCCUGCCAUCACGAUUGGUGCCGGAGUUCAAGGGUACGAAAUCUCCGCGGCUGCGCAUGCCAGAAACCCACCGCAGAAUGUUGUCACAGGCGAGUGCGAGACUGUGGGUGUCGCAGGUGGUUUCAUGGGAGGCGGUGGCCACGGGCCUUUGAGCGGCAACUAUGGCUUCGGCGCCGACCAGGCGCUUUCUUUUGACGUUCUCACCGCCGCCGGAGAAUUCAUCACGGCCAAUGCCAAUUCCAACUCCGAUCUGUACUAUGCACUCAGGGGUGGAGGUCCGGGGAAUUACGCGGUUGUCCUGUCCGUCACUCUCAAGACAUACCCCGACACGAAUCCCGGCGCAGCCCUCUUCUUGGAUGUCAAUGCCACAACGGGCGCCAACUUUGACCAAGUCACAAAGGCAGUCAACAAGCUCAACGAGUUAGGAAACCGAAUGGUCGACAACGGACUCUAUGGAAUCUACAUGCUGAUGCCGCCGGCGCUCGGAGGAGCACUGCACGUGCAGCCAAUCAUGGGAAUGAACAAGACUGCGAAGCAGCUGACUGCCGUGGUCCAGCCGCUCCUCACGUACCUCGACACCGAAGGAAUACCCUACGACUUUGGCGUCAAGGAGUACCCCAACUACUACACCCUCUUCCACGACAUCUUUGAGCCCGAGGCCGCGGCCCAGAACGGUCUGACGGGCGGCUGGGUCUUCACCCACGACGACAUGGCGAGCAACCAGCCGGCCAUCGCCGAGGCCAUUGAGCUCGCGCUGGCUCCGGCCCCGGACCAGUUCGGUAUCGUCAUCAGCCACUUCUUUGAUCCGGGAAGUCAUGCAAAGAACGCCGACAGCGCGACGCAUCCCAGGUGGAGAAGUGCCACAAUGCGGACCAUGGCUAUUUUGCCGCAGCCCCUGGACGCGACAUGGGCGACGAAGCUGUCGCUCAACGAUCUCAUGGUCAAUACCAUCACCGAGAAGUUUAAGCAGGCUGGUCCGAACGGGCUUGCGUAUGUGAAUGAGAACUAUGCCUUUAUGAAGAACUGGCAAGACGCCUUCUGGGGUCCCAUCUACCCUAGGCUGGCGUCAAUCAAGAAGAAGUGGGAUCCCAACGGCGUCUUCUUCUCUUGGUCUACGCCGGGGAGCGAGGAGUGGGGUGUUGUUGACUAUGGGAACCGGCUUUGCAAAGCGAAAUGA
Molecule: messenger RNA, 1905 nt
Organism: Colletotrichum orchidophilum
Lineage: Eukaryota; Fungi; Ascomycota; Sordariomycetes; Glomerellales; Glomerellaceae
Product: FAD binding domain-containing protein
Exons: 4
Coding region: 1-1905 (634 amino acids)
Molecular function (GO): FAD binding; oxidoreductase activity
Source: RefSeq, a predicted model, not a curated record